AUGAGUUCAAAUCAUAAGAAUCAUCCUCCUUGUACCAGUAUUCCCCUCAAAGUUGUUUUUAGUACUUCUAAGGAGGAUUCCAAGAAUAAGACAUCAGAUUCCACAUCACCUUCACCACCACCUCAGUUUGAAGAAACAGACUCAAUGUUGGAAGAUGAAUUAUCUGAGAUAAGAGAAGAUAUAGAUGAUAUUUAUGAUCAACUUGAAUUAUUACAAUCUAACACUCCUGGUAAUAUCGAUCUUGAAAGUUUAAGACACAAGAGAAGUAUUGAACUGGAUAGAGAAUUUGUUAAGAAUUUCUUGAAAGCAUUUACAGGGGUUGUACUUUUAACUAUGCUUUUUGUUUGGUUCAUGGUUUGGUUACAUAUUUGGAAUAAGAAUUCAACUCCAGCAUGUACAGGUUCUAAUUGA
Molecule: messenger RNA, 411 nt
Organism: Scheffersomyces coipomensis
Lineage: Eukaryota; Fungi; Ascomycota; Pichiomycetes; Serinales; Debaryomycetaceae
Exons: 1
Coding region: 1-411 (136 amino acids)
Source: RefSeq, a predicted model, not a curated record